Molecule: messenger RNA, 913 nt
Organism: Drosophila yakuba
Lineage: Eukaryota; Metazoa; Arthropoda; Insecta; Diptera; Drosophilidae
Gene: kappaB-Ras
Product: NF-kappa-B inhibitor-interacting Ras-like protein
Exons: 2
Coding region: 79-681 (200 amino acids)
Biological process (GO): canonical NF-kappaB signal transduction
Molecular function (GO): GTPase activity; GTP binding
Source: RefSeq, a predicted model, not a curated record
UGGUGGUGUUUGGUCACACUACCAAGAACUCAGCGAAAGUUUUGUUUAUUUUUUAACCCAAUUUCUACUGCAGGAAUAAUGCUAAAUGCCAAGAUCGGCAAGGUUGGCAAAGUACUGGUGUGCGGGAUGAAGGGCGUGGGCAAGACGGCGCUGAUAGAGCAGCUGGUCUACGGCCACGUCAAUCCAGAGACGGAAUUGCAUCCAACCAUUGAGGAUAUCUACGUGGCCAGCGUAGACACUGGCAGGGGCGGAGCACGAGAGACCCUGCGCAUCUACGACACGGCGGGAUUGCAGGGGGAGCAGCAGCUGCCACGCCACUACCUCCAGUUCCCAGACGCAUUCGUUUUGGUCUACGAUCCCAUGGACCCGCGCAGCCUGGAUAUGCUGGCCGACAUAAAGGCUGACAUUGAGAAGCACAAGGAGAAGAAGGAGAUUCCUGUAGUGGUGCUGGCCAACGUGAGGGCACGGGCAGCCCCAAAUCCCGUCGAGAAGGUCAUGGACCGCGCCAAUAUCUGGUGCCAGCGGGAGCGCAUUAAGCACUACACUGUGAAUGCCAUGGAGCGGCCAUCUCUCUACGAGCCCUUCACCUCGCUGUGCGCCCGGCUGCAUCCGAUGCAGACGAAGAGCACGUUCCCUCAGCUGCGCCAGGUCAUGCAGAACCGGCAAAAGAGCGAGGCCUAGGAGCGCUGAUCGGUUUUAGGGGAGAGAUAUAAUUUAAGUUUUAUUCAGGAGUGUUCCUAAAUCUCAGAGACUUAAGAGAUUUUCGGAACCUCCCUAAUCGUAUCGUAAUGAUCAAAUUAGAGUGUACUUGCCUUGUAUUAACUGUUGUGCUUAAAUGUGGCCUAAGCCACGGCCAACUUGUACUUAUGUCUGUUUGUGAGUGUCCAAAUGCAUCUACUAUUUAUUACACAUA